UGUUUCACGAAGAUGAAAGGCGCGGUAGCUGGCAAAAUGUUGCUCGACUACCUUAGAUAUAGGAGACUCUGGUGUUUAGGCAAUACAGCCCGUUCCGGGCUCCCUCGGUGGCGUUUUCCGGUUCCUUGACCGGGAGUCUCCGGCGAAUGCCGGGAGACAGUGCCAGGUCGGAGCCGACCCAUCUCAUGUCCGGACUGCUAAAAUGCGUCUCAUUCGACAUUUGAGCUGGGACUGUUGUCGCAGCCAUUUCCAGACUCGGUUUGCGAUGCACACCUUUCAGAGUAUAUGUUGUCUCAAUUUGAUCCAUACCCCGGGUCCCGAAUCCCGAGCGGGAGAAAACAAGCGCUCAGACAGUAGUAUCGCAGAGAUGCAGACACGCAGCCGCGUUCCGUCAAACAUUUGCAGGCAUGGUCCAAUUGGCCAAUCGAUUUUGCGAACGCGAAGACGCGCCGCGGGCGGUGUUUCGAGAACGGUAUUUAGUUGCCUGCAAUUCUUUCGGAUGACGCGCCUGCGCGAAAACGAAGCACCGACCGUGCCUCUAGCUUAUCUCUGGUUCACAGACCUUUUCUUGAACUGCAGUUGGGGGCAGGUCAGGAAGGUCCUGUGGCCCGUGCGUAUGUAUAGAGUGGGUCCUCCAACACUGCGUUCAGAAAAGGUCUGUGGACGUUCCGAACGAAAUCGCCUCAUGCGUCAUUUUACCCCCAUACAAAUUGGAGAAGUCACCAUUUUCAAUCAUCAUUCAUGGCAGCCCAGUCCAAUUGUAUACUAUAUAAAAUACACUCUGAGGUUUGGAAUUGACCGCUCUUUCUGAUGAUAUAUAUAUGUUCGAGGUUCUGUGUGGUCUUCCUGGAGAUGUCGCAAGGGGGGUGUGAAUUUUGUGCGUCAUUGAGGGAUGUCGACCUGAUUGCCCCGGUCGGAAUCAACCACCACUUGUUGUAUCAUGCUCAAAUUUGACAGAGGAUAAGAAAUGGCCGGCCUACCUCAGAGACUUGCCCGCUUGGCCACAUCUUCGUGGGCCAUUGAGAUCCAGGUUGGAGGGUGUGGAAUUGCUGGCUUGACGGUACGUAUCCUAAGCAGUAUUCGUGCCCUGCGACCGUGCCUACCACUAGCAGGAAGCUCUUGAAAUGCCCAUUCUUCCAGUGGUAGGCCCGUACGUGUGGGAGCAAUACUGCCCAGGAAGCGUGGGAAAGUAGGUCCGUACAGUCGGCUG
Canariomyces notabilis is the source of this 1210-nucleotide messenger RNA. RefSeq lists its product as uncharacterized. Lineage: Eukaryota; Fungi; Ascomycota; Sordariomycetes; Sordariales; Chaetomiaceae. The record is from RefSeq and is a predicted model, not a curated record. The coding region runs from base 203 to 811 and encodes 202 amino acids. The transcript has a single exon.